AUGAAGAAUGAACAUUUUGAAUCAGUUCGGGACAUCGAGGCAGCUGUGACAAUGCCUCACGUGUUCAUUCGCACUAAAUCCUUUCCUCGAAUUCACUUGAGCUGCACCCAGGCUCCCCUCGACCCAAAGCCACUGCACCAACGGUCGGCGAGCGUGGAAGCCUUGUCCAAAGUAGAUGAUCAGAUAGUCCUAAGUGGGGAGGCCCGGGAGGACCAGCUUCGUGUCUGUGCGACCGUGCAGGAGCAGGUGCCCAAGGGGCCUGGCGUUGCGGUGCUUUCCUGGCGGCCUCCGCGCCAGGCCCCUGCAGCUGCUGGGCCGCACCCCGCAGAGCAGGAGUGGAGCCCCGCCCCGCAGCCUCCUCCGCAGCACGGCGGCCCCAGCUCGGGUGGGGGGCGCGUGUGCACACGCGUGUGGGCGCUUGCACGGGGCGGGGAGCGAAACCGCGAGGCCCCACCGCCCGUUCUCCAGGGAACGGAAGCAAAGCAGGGCCCAGUUCUGCAGGACAAGAGCGCCCUCUGGCCCGGCGGCGUACGUCGGGGUCCGGCCUCGGCUGCUCGCCAGCGGGUGCAAAGCGAAACCGGAAACCCGAGCGCGCAGGCUCGCGCGGAAACUCCGGGUGGCCCGGCGGAGAGCGGGAGAGGGCCGCGGGCCGCGGAGGGAGGGCGCGGCAGGAUGCAGAGGAGCGCGCGCUGGCGCUGGCUCUGGCUGCUGUGCUGCUGCCUGGGCCGCAGCGACGCUGACGCCCCGGCCCGCGAGUCGCGGGCCGCCGCCUUCCGGGAAAGUCUUAAUAGACAUCGAUACUUGAAUUCUUUGUUUCCACAUGAAAACUCCACUGCUUUUUAUGGAAUAAAUCAGUUUUCAUAUUUGUUUCCUGAAGAGUUUAAAGCCAUUUAUUUAAGAAGCAAACCUUCCAGGUUCCCCAAAUACGCAGCAAAAGUACAGGCAUCCGUCCCCAACACACCUUUGCCGUUAAGAUUUGACUGGCGGAACAAGCAUGUUGUGACACAAGUGAGAAACCAGCAGAUGUGCGGAGGAUGCUGGGCGUUCAGCGUGGUGGGAGCGGUGGAGUCCGCGUGGGCCAUCCGAGGGGGGCCUUUGGAAGACCUCAGUGCCCAGCAGGUCAUCGACUGCUCCUAUAAUAACUACGGGUGCAAUGGAGGCUCGCCUCUCAGCGCUCUGAGCUGGCUGAACAAGACACGAGUGAAACUGGUGAGAGACUCAGAAUACCCAUUUAAAGCACAGGAUGGGCCGUGCCAUUACUUCUCCCAGUCACAGCCUGGACUUUCCAUCCAAGGCUAUUCCGCAUAUGACUUCAGUGGCCAAGAGGCUGAGAUGGCCAGAGCCCUGCUCGCACACGGCCCGCUGGUGGUGAUCGUGGACGCGGUGAGCUGGCAGGACUACCUGGGAGGCGUCAUUCAGCACCAUUGCUCCAGCGGGCGCGCCAACCACGCGGUGCUCAUCACCGGCUUCGAUCGGACAGACAGCACGCCGUACUGGAUCGUGCGCAACUCGUGGGGAAGUUCAUGGGGAGUGGGUGGCUAUGUCUAUGUCAAAAUGGGGAGCAACACGUGUGGUAUUGCAGACUCUGUUUCUGCUGUGUUUGUGUGACAUGUUGACAACAGGAAAGCACAACAACAACCAUGAAACUUGUGCCACGCAACAACAGUGUUUCAUUCCAAGUAUGACUCACCUCCAAGCUUGGGCGGCUCCCCGGGGAAGGCCCUCGGCCUGGCCAGAUUUAAGCUAAGCUGCAGAAUGUCUACUCUAUGGAGAGAUGGACUCCAAAGCCUCUAAGGGUCCUGGAAGGCAAUCUGUGUUUCCUACUCCGGGAGGAAGUGGGAUGAGGAGGUAUUUUAGGUGCUUCCAACUUGAAGAAGCUGUUGUUUGUUGGUUUUCUUUUGAUUUUUAUCAUGGAACUUUGUUCCGGUGUGAUCAAAGAGGUGGUCAUUUGUUUUCCUUCGUGGGACACACUCUGUAGGCUUGGAUUUGAGUUCUUCUGAGAAGAACGCCCAGCCUCAGGUGCUCUGGGCCUCUCGAGAUGCCAUGUGCGGCAUUCGGAGAGGCAGCCUUGAGAAGAGUCGCGAUGGCAGUUGCGUCUCAUCUCCCGCCGCUUACCCUUGGCCAGAAGGGGACCGCCGUUAGAGGAAGAAAAUGCCAAAUCCCUUUUUAAGAGAAACAAAGUGAAAUUAAACGGUUGCUAUGACCGCAAUGGGAUUGGUCACUUCAAAUAAUAUUGCCUGUCAGAUAAAUUAUUUUUUGAAAAUUUUCAUUGUCAGUAGAAAUCCAAAAUAUUUCACUUUUUAGAUUCUUCUGUCUAUAUCACAGAACAGUCUGUUACUCUCUGCUGCAUAAGUCCCAAAUACUCCUGCUGGUUUGGUUUCCCUGAUUGAAGAAUUGCUCUUGUCUCUUACUUUCCAUUUUUGGUUUCUCAUCACUUACUUGGCUCCCUUAUCACCUUCAGCUCUUUAUCACCACCAAGAUCACACCUCUGACCUCUUGCCAUGAAUCUGUCAAGUUUCUUUCCUCGGAUCUGAUAGAGUCAGUCCGCAUCAGUCCAGAAGUGAGCACCCCGGCUCUUGGACUUCCGUUUUCUACUGAGAUUGCCCAGUCUCCAUCUUGGUGCUUCCCUUGGGCUUCCUCCAGGCUCCUGGUCCUCGAUGCCUGUUGUCCUUCCUGGGUCUGAUUGCACAAGGGACUCCGGGCACUGACACUGACGAGCGGUGAUGAACUUUCGUCCUCAGCAGUGACUGACAGUCGAGCGUCCCCGGAAGGGACAGCUGUGAGCUCUUGCCCCGCGGCCAGGACCGAGCCGGUUCUCGAGUGGCAGUGAUGACACCUCAGCACCCAGGUCUUUUACCACUUACGUACAGUUUCAUCAACUGUAAACAAUUUCUGGACUUUGUCUGUAAUCAAAUCCAUUAUUUUUCUCAGAAAACAAAAUAAAAAGUAUAUUUUAUAUUUAAAAAAAGAACCUCAACUAAAGAGCUGAUGUUCUAAUCAAAUACAAGGACAGCAGCUGUCAUGGAAGAGUUCAUGUAAAAUCAUGUCACAUACCAUAUGUGUAAAUAUGUCUACCCUAAAAUACAUGAGUUUUUUUUUUCUUCUCUGUUUGUUUGCUUUUGCAGCGCUGGUCGUCAAAUCCAGGGGCUUUGCACUGUACUAAGACAUUUUUUUAUUCUUUUUUAUUUUUAUUUUUAUUUUGAGUCAGGAUCUCAGUAAAUCUCUAAGUUGCCCAGGCUGGGCUGAAACUUGCAAUUCUCCUGCCUCAGCCUUCUAGGGCGCUGGGAUUACAGCAUGUGCUACCAUUUCUGAGUAAUGAUUAUUUUUUAAUGCACAAGAGGUUAACAAAAAUAAAACUUUAAAGGUAGCAACAACCACUAAAAAUUAAUUCUAGCAAUUCCAGUUUUUCCUCUCACUUUUAGUCUAAUCCUUUUAUUAGAAAAGCAAAACAAAAAUCAAAUUAUUUUUCUUUUUCUUACACCAACCAGAAGAAAUCUCAAAAUAGUAUGUGUGGACUCAGGUUUGGAGAUGUUCCAGGAUGACAAAUCCUGGCGUGUAGUGGGUAGAUAUUUUAAUUAUCCAGAUAUACCAGAAAGGAAUUAAAUCCUGUUUGUUCUAGUAUGUGUUAGGUUGCUGAUUUUUUUCUAUGCUAUAAAAAUGGUUCUCUAAUAUUCUUUUUUCAAAUACUAAAGAAUUAUUAAAAACUUCAAAAUGGUUAAUACUUCUCAGAUGUUCUGGGUUCUGAUGACAUUCAUCAUAAGACAACUUGUUCCUAAAAAGGUCUUGCUCUUAAGGGUGCGGCUGCAUUUUGUCAACAUGGUAUCAGGUGCUCUGCAUCCACACCCAGGCUCUCACUGCCAGCUCCGCAUCGCAUCCAGUUUUUCGUUUUCUCCAUGGUGCCCACAUUAACUCGGUGUCUCCCGGACUUCACACCUCACCCUCUGCACUCCCUGCUUCACAACAGCAACAGCGACAGCCAAACGACUUGUUUCGUAGAGUUCCUACUUUGGUCAAAAGCAUCAACAUAUUAACCCUGCAAUCCAUCAAAUCAAGAAACCCUAUUCAGUCUGGCCGAGCAGGGCGUGAGUGUCUCUUCGCUCGGUCGCCUGCCUCCUCUCUCCUUCCUGUCCUUUCUGGAGCCGAGGCCUUUGGAGUCUGUGUCCACUGCCCAGUGGCUUCCUGUCAGCCUGAAAUAGCAGCCCAGAGAGGCUCCCCAAGGACAGCGCCGUAAUGCAGGGAUGAAUGUUGUGAUGGGAAUGCAUGUGCUCAUAUUCCAGAAAGAAAGGGACACCGGAACAAAAAAGUUGGUUUGUUUUUUUUUUUAACUUACACAAAAUUGUUCUGAAACGAUUAUCCCUGGCUACAAGGGUCAACUGCAACCGUGCUGUCAGUCCAAGUUUGAGUGGGCAGUAGCGGAGCAUAUGUCCUCGCUGGAGUAUUUUUUGUAUAAAAUUACAGUGAACCUUUGUUCAUGUGGCAGCUCCAGCAGUCUCGUGUGAUAGUUCUUGCCAUCAGACAUACAUUCAUGGGAUCUCCUCCUUCAUAUCAUCUUGGCUUUGUUUUUUCUUAGGGUUUGACACAAAUGACUCCAUUUCAAUUUUGUCAGCUUUCACUACUAAGUAAACUACAUGGGCCACAUAUGUCCUCAAAUACAGUCCCUAGGCGGGAAUCCGGGUGAUCCUAGUGGAUGUUACAAUUUCCCUACAAUACUCCCUAGAUUCGCAAUUCAUAAAAGCACAAUCAUAUUACUCCUCAAUUUUGAAUGACUUAGGAGCUCCACGGUGCCCGUAAGUGGGAACGUACGUCUUUUAAAGGAGCUUUCAUGAAGACAGGCCUCCCCUACUCCACUCCACACAAUGCAGGGCUCACCCACCCUCCAAAAGCUCCAUAGCGAAUGCUUCAUCAAAGGCUCCCGCCCAUUGGGAAAACCACCAGCAGGUACUCGGUGUGGUUUCCCCUGGGUCUCAAAUACUGAACACUAAACUAUUAGUCAGCCAACCUUACUGGAACUAGGUAAUUCAUUUAAUAAUCACAAUUUAAAGGGGUAGAGGUAGCUCAGUGGCAGAGUACUUGUUUAGCUUGUCUAGCAUGCAUGGCGUCCCAAGUUCUAUCCCCAGAACCAAAAAAUAAGAAAGAAAGAAAAAAGAAUUACAAAUUAAAGUGAUCAUCAGCACUCACCAGCUCGAAUUUCAGUGAAGUUAAGGAUGAAAAUCAUUAUGUUGUUUUGCUAAUUACUAUAAGAAUUACAAACAUAUCCUUUGAACACAACUCUUACAACUACAUACCUUAGUUACACCAAAAAUAUACACAUGAAGAGCUAAAUCAAAUCAUGCCAUCUAUAGAAAGAAUGGUAUAUCUUAACAUUAUUUCUUAGAAUAAAUAAAUAGCAUUUAUUCCAAGUUUCCAGGGUAUUGUGGUGAGAGAAUAGUUAUUAACUUUGUGAUUUAUUACUUUGUGGAAAAAAAAUUGUAAGAACUUUUAACCCCAGAUAGAUAGAAAACUAGGUGACUAGAAACAUGGUGAUUUUUUUCUACACUAGAUAGUUAACAAAUGGGAAAGCCAGAAUUCACUCCCAGGUGGCUGAUUUCAAACCCACUCGCUUAGCCUCUGUGACCCUGAUCUCUGUAUUUUCAGGGUGACCACCACCCACAGUGCACACACAUGGAUCUUGUAAAUAUGAAGCUGACCCAGCAACUGCAGCUGCUCCUCAGCAUCCACGGGACUGUUUCUGAGCCCUCCUCCCAUGGAUAUGAAAACCCAGAUGCCCCAGUCCCUUAUGUAAGAUGGCAUAGCACUUACAUACAAUCCCUGCACACCCUCACAUUUACUUAGAUCAUGUUUAGAUUAAAAUAUCAAAUACAAUGUAAAAAUUAUGUGAAUAGCUGUUAUACUGUCCUGCGUAGAGAAUAAUGACAAAAAAUUCUAUGCAUGUUCAAUACAGA
Molecule: messenger RNA, 5942 nt
Organism: Heterocephalus glaber (naked mole-rat)
Lineage: Eukaryota; Metazoa; Chordata; Mammalia; Rodentia; Bathyergidae
Gene: Ctso
Product: cathepsin O
Biological process (GO): proteolysis
Molecular function (GO): cysteine-type peptidase activity
Source: RefSeq, a predicted model, not a curated record